GAUGACAACAAAUAUGGCGGAGAGGAGCAGGACGGCAGAGACGGGUAUUGCCAUAGGAAGUGAUGAUAUCAUAGCAGGGAAUGUGAGCAAGUUCACUGUUCUCCCACCUGGCUAUUGUGGACAGCUUAAAAAAGGACAUCUUAUAUUUGAUGCCUGUUUUGAAAGUGGUAACCUUGGACGGGUGGACCACAUCACAGAGUUUGAGUAUGACCUGUUCAUUAGACCAGAUACCUGUAACCCACGCUUUCGAGUUUGGUUCAACUUCACUGUUGAAAAUGUAAAAGAAUCACAGAGAGUAAUUUUCAAUGUCGUCAACUUCAGUAAAACAAAAAGCCUCUACAGAGAUGGGAUGGCUCCUAUGGUGAAAUCCACAAGCAGACCAAAAUGGCAAAGAAUACCCUCUAAAAAUGUGUAUUAUUAUCGCUGCCCAGACCACAGGAAGAACUAUGUCAUGUCAUUUGCUUUUUGCUUUGACCGAGAGGAUGACACUUACCAGUUUGCUUACUGCUACCCCUACACCUAUACUCGCCUUCAGCACUAUCUUGACAACCUACAAAGGAGGAACAUGGACUACUUUUGCAGAGAAUUGCUAGGACUCAGCGUGCAGAAACGGCAGCUUGACCUCCUGACAAUAACCAGCCCCGUGAACCUGCGUCCAGGGGCUGAACAGAAAGUGGUGUUCAUCACUGCACGAGUCCACCCUGGGGAAACACCAUCUUCCUUCGUGUGCCAAGGUAUAAUUGAUUUCCUUGUGAGCCAGCAUCCUAUUGCAAAAGUACUGAGGGAUCAUCUGGUCUUCAAGAUUGCACCCAUGCUCAAUCCUGAUGGAGUAUACCUGGGAAAUUACAGGUGCUCCCUGAUGGGGUUUGAUUUAAACCGGCACUGGGCAAAUCCAUCUCCCUGGGCUCAUCCCACACUGCACGGAGUGAAACAGCUCAUCAUUGAGAUGUACAACAAUCCGAAGAUUAACCUGGAGUUCUAUAUCGACAUCCAUGCCCACUCCACCAUGAUGAAUGGGUUCAUGUAUGGGAACAUCUUUGAAGAUGAGGAAAGAUUUCAGCGACAGGCUGUUUUCCCCAAGCUACUCUGUCAAAAUGCUGAAGACUUCUCUUAUUCCAGUACAUCGUUCAACAGAGACGCUGUGAAAGCAGGGACAGGCCGGCGUUUCCUGGGUGGGCUGUUAAAUGAUACGUCCUACUGCUACACUCUGGAAGUCUCAUUCUACAGCUACAUAUUGGAUGGACCUACUACUGCUGUCCCCUACACAGAAGAAGCAUAUAUGAAGCUUGGAAGAAAUGUGGCCAGGACAUUCUUGGAUUACUACAGGCUGAACUCCUUGGUGGAGAGACCACUAGCGCCUACUCCUAAAACUCGGAAGGAAAAACUGCCGCUUUUUAAAUGCACUACCCCGCGGGGCCAAGGGAACGGCCAUGCUGGUGGCAAGCCAGAGAAGAGGAGCCAGAUGCACCUGAAGGACCAGUCUCUCUCCAAGCGAUGAGAGAAGAGAAGAGGAGAGCUGGUCUGCGGGGCGAGGCGGAGGAGCACGUCAGGGGCUGGAACUGAUGAUGUUUCUUUUUUUUUUUUUUUUUUUCCCCAGACAAGUAUUUCUAAGAUAACAAAUAGCCCACGGGGGAAAGAGGGAGAGGGAAAUUAGCCAGAAAUUUUACUAUUGAUUCUUUUUUAUUUAUAGAUGGUAAAUCAAUUUCAGGGCCUUUUUUUCUUUUUUCUUUUUUUCCUUCAUCUUUGGGGGGGGAAAAAAAAAAAAGAGUGACCCAAUAGGUUUACAAAAAUCAUUUGCGGGGGCUGAAAAGCUAUUUGUUAAGAUGAGAAAGCCUCCCCUCCCUCCACCAGGCUCGCUCUCUCUCUUUAAAGGGGUAAUCCAUACGAUGAGCUAAUGAGGGAGUCCUGGCUCCCCUGCUGCACCAUGUGAUGUCUCCCCUUUUAGUGUCAGGCUCAGAAGCUCUUAUGCCAAUUGCAUGUGCUAGCCCUGUUAGCUUGCAUUAAGAGAGCCUGAUAAAUAGCUUCUGGGAGUCAGGCAGGCGCUCCUCAGUGUGCCGUUUAUCAUCCGCUGCAUGGUUAGGUUUUUUCGCUCUUCUAUCAGAUCAUUUGAGGAAAGGGGUCAAAUGAGAAAUGUUGCUGUCAGGCUGCAGGUGUGAAACUCGCUGCAGGACCUGUCUAAGAGGCAGGAACCGUGGUCCUCCAGCAAAAACUGGUUGGGGUCUAGGAAGACUGGACUUCCCAACAGAUGUACGGCUGAGGCAGCGUGAGGUAGGGGGGAGUGCUGAAAGAGGUGAACAGUGUUGUGCCACUACCCUAAGAGGUCCCAAGCAAAACCUCACCACCUUCCCGUUACACGGACAGCAGGUGAAGUCUCUGCUCGAAGCCACUGUCACUAGGCAGUCUUGUCUCCUGUGUUGUGUGACUAAUUGAAACUUCUGCCGGUGAUGCAGAUUUGAAGCACGAGGCCAGAGGUUCUCAAACUGGAGAGUAAAAGAGGGUGACCCUGAGGGGAGUCCACGUGUCUCCCAGGGAAUGGGAAAGGAGAGUGCAUUUAGAAGUGCCUCUUGCCAAUCCUUCAGAAGCCUUGGGAAGCAGCUUCUCUUCACUGUCUUCUGCUAGGAGUUGGGCUGCAAUGGUGGCUUGGAGGAAAGAAGUUGCCAGGACCCACUGGAACAGGGCAGGCACUGGAACAGCCUGCCCAGGGAGGUGGUCGAGUCACCAUCCCUAGAGGUAUUUAAGAAACGUCUAGAUUUGGCACGUCAGGGCAUGUUCUAGUGGCAGAAAUUGUAGGUUGUUUGGUUGGACUCGAUGAUCUCAAAGGUCCUUUCCAACCAUGAAGAUUCUAUGAUUUUAUGGAUAGAGAGAAAGGAUGAACCAGACUGAGGGUGAAGACAGAUGUCUGAAACAAGACUGAAUGAGCUCUUCUUGGUGUGGGUAACCCUGAAGAAGUAAUAGUCCCAGACACUCUGUUCUCUAGUAAAAGAGCUGGGUUGGUUGCUCCUCUCCUCUUUCCCAGGACUUGAGCUCCACGUCAUCUAGGAACAGAGUCAGACUCAGCUGGGUCCUCACACUGGCCUGUGUGAGAGAAGAACACAUCCUGUGGAUAAAUUAAAAGGUAUGAGAAAAACUGAGAAUUACAGGCUAAAAUAGACCUUCCAGGUAAUUUAAAUUUACUGUUCCCUUGUGAAAGUACUCCCUGAUUCUUCAGCAAUGGAGACCUGGCUACAAGGCCUGAACGUGACUAACACUGAGCCAAGGUGUGAUCCUAAGAAGAACUGAAAGCAGCUUGGGUUGCAUUCAUGCAGCCAGGAAGCUAGAAGGCCCUCAUGUACGCUUAUCUGUCUUUGAAUACGGUUCCCAUAUCUGUAUCUCGAUGGAUAAAAGAGAGUUCAGUGUAAGGUCCUUGAUCUCCUUUCCAUACGAGUAAAUACCGAGCAAGCAGGGUCAAUGCUGAGGUCUGCAUUCUGUGUCUUGGGAACUCUCAUGCACUUCUGGAGCCCCACCACAACAGGCCUCCUGGGAGCCACUGGCACAUGGUUGCCAUCUGGUUAGCAUUACUGCAGCCAGGAAGAGUGAGCAGGUACAAGCCAGGACAAAAACUUGGCUUUGCAUGCCAAGGACAAGCUACUCAGGAUCUGACAAAACUUGAGCUGAUUGUGUCUGUGCAUUAGCCACCCAUUAGCUGGGCUUUCAUUAGUUAGUAUCUGUCUGAUAAGGGGAAUUUUGUUGAAAACAAGAAAGAGAUAUCCCACUGGAAGGCAAAUGACUUAAAACUCCAAGCGGACCUGAUAUUGUCAGUAUUUCAAGGUGAGGGGGUUAAACUGUGCACUUUUUUUAGGGAGAAUAAAAUGCCUUCAUAUGAUGAAUUCCAAGGCAUCCAAAAGGCACAGUGCUGGCUCUCUGUCUCCAAAAGCAGAGUAAUGAAUAGCAGUGACAGUGUGAUAAUUAAAAUGACCUCUUGGAGAUAUGGAUUAGAAGGUACGCAGAGGGGGGAUAAGUUCUCCUUUGAAUUAAUCUAGUGCUAAUUUAUGACUAUCGUUGGGUUUUAUAGGGUUUUAGUGGAAGACCUUCAGAGUUGGUUUACUGGGGUGCUAAUGUUCCUUCUGCAUAUUCAUUGGAAAAACACUUGCAGAAUUCCUCAUUAUGUCUUUUUGAAUGAUUCUAUAUAUACACAUAUAUAUAUAUAAAAUGAGAAAGUUUCAGGUAUUUGCUUAGCUGCUAAAGAGUCUACUCUAGA
This is a messenger RNA of Chroicocephalus ridibundus (black-headed gull), 4237 nucleotides long. RefSeq names its product cytosolic carboxypeptidase 6. Gene Ontology annotation, biological process: protein side chain deglutamylation; negative regulation of DNA-templated transcription; proteolysis. Lineage: Eukaryota; Metazoa; Chordata; Aves; Charadriiformes; Laridae. The record is from RefSeq and is a predicted model, not a curated record. The transcript has 13 exons. Bases 2 to 1498 code for a protein of 498 amino acids. Gene Ontology annotation, molecular function: DNA binding; metallocarboxypeptidase activity; zinc ion binding.